Messenger RNA from Toxotes jaculatrix (banded archerfish), 1651 nucleotides. RefSeq names its product proline dehydrogenase 2 (gene prodh2). The record is from RefSeq and is a predicted model, not a curated record. The transcript is spliced from 11 exons. Gene Ontology annotation, cellular component: mitochondrion. Gene Ontology annotation, molecular function: proline dehydrogenase activity; FAD binding. Lineage: Eukaryota; Metazoa; Chordata; Actinopteri; Toxotidae. Bases 314 to 1651 code for a protein of 445 amino acids.
AGGCAAAAGAUGAUGAAUUUUACUGGUUCGCCUGAAAACUUUCAAGUUGCACCUGCUUAGCGUUUCAUCUUCUUCAGGUCUUCUGAGCACCACUUUUAGGAAGAAGGGUUCUGACAUGAGGGGAUCAACACUUCCUGAGCUGACCACUCAGACUCUGAUAAUUCCUCUCUGACACACCUGGAUGACCAUAUUUCUAUUUAAUAUAUUUAAACUUCCAAAUCACCACAAAGGAAAAUUAUUCAAACUAUUCCAAAUCAUCCAGACUCCACCUGCAAGCUGAGUAGGUAGCAUAUACAAACACACAUCUCCAGGGAUGAUGAUGUGCUCUCGUUUGCGGCCCUCACUCCCUCACCUCUUGUCGCUGAGGUUGAUGGGUACUGCAGCCCCCAGGAUGGUGGCUGCCAGGCACCCCAACCUUUGCUCAGAGACUCUGGCCUUUGAGGAUCCCAGUGCCUUCAGGGUAAAGAGUUUGGGUGAGCUGCUCCGUGCUCUGGGGAUCUUCCACCUCUGCUCCUUCCCUGUGCUGGUGAACAACUGUGGGAAGCUGAUGGCCAUAGCACGGACUCUCCUCGGGAGGAGGGGGUUUUCCUUGCUGCUGAGGCCUACCGUGUACGCUCAGUUUGUGGCUGGAGAGAAUGAGAGAGAGAUCUCUCAGUCCAUGGAGAAGAUGAGCUUGCUGGGGCUGAGGCCCAUGCUGGCAGUGCCUAUCGAGGAGGAUCUUGGAGAAAGCACCGGAGAGAAGAGAUAUGAUGACAACAUGGAGGCCAUGCUGGAAUGUGUGCGAAUGUCCCACAGCAACGCCUGGAGCAAAGACCCAAUGAUGCAGCUGAAGAUCACAGCCCUGCUCAGCCCGGAGCUGUGUGUGAAACUCACAACCCUCAUCGCACAACAACCAUAUGACCUGAAUCUCCUUGUGAGAGCUAUGGAUGGAGAGCCAAUCAGCUUCCCUGGUUUAGAUGAACGUGAAGUUGCCCACUUCCUCUGUGGUCUGCAGAGACUCAACAAAAUAGCAGAGGCUAGUGUAAGCAAAGUCCGAGUCCUCGUUGAUGCCGAGUACACUUACAUGAACCCCGCCCUCACUCUUGUCACCAUGGCGAUGAUGAAGAAGUUCAAUAAGGAUGGCGCCUGGAUUUGGAAUACAUAUCAGUGUUACCUGAAGGAGUCCAGGUCCCUCCUGUUAGAGGCUCUGCAUCUGUCCAAGACCGAGGGUUUCUGUCUGGGAGUCAAGCUGGUACGAGGAGCCUACAUGGACAAAGAGAGGAAGCUGGCUGAGAAAGAGGGUCAUGUGGACCCCAUCCACCAGUGUUGGGAGGACACCAAUGACAGUUAUAAUGGCUCGCUGGAUGUGAUGCUCGAAGUCAUAUCCCAGAAACCCGAGCGCUACAGGAUCAUAGUCGCCACUCACAACGAGGAGUCAGUGAGACGAGCUGCAAAAAGGAUGGAAGUGUUGGGGAUAGACAAAGAUGGCGGAUCAGUGUGUUUUGGCCAGCUGCUGGGCAUGUGUGAUCACGUCUCCCUCACACUCGCUAAGGAGGGUUAUUCCGUAUACAAGUCAGUGCCUUAUGGCUCAGUGGAGGACACACUCCCCUGGAGUUCCCUGGAGCACGACCUGAGUUUCUUAUGGGUGUUACGAUACUUACAAAAUCUUUAA